Molecule: messenger RNA, 3681 nt
Organism: Diaporthe batatas
Lineage: Eukaryota; Fungi; Ascomycota; Sordariomycetes; Diaporthales; Diaporthaceae
Exons: 4
Coding region: 1-3681 (1226 amino acids)
Biological process (GO): carbohydrate metabolic process
Molecular function (GO): chitin binding; hydrolase activity, hydrolyzing O-glycosyl compounds
Source: RefSeq, a predicted model, not a curated record
AUGGCUUCUGUGGCACCACCUCAGAGCAUUGCGGUGCUGGAUGUCAGAGCACCUGCGACUACCAGCCCCCAGCGACGCAGUGCAGCAAGACGAAGCUCUGCGAGAUCGGCUGCUGCUCCUCCGCCGGGUUCUGUGGUGAAAGCCCCGAGCACUGCGGCACGGGGUGCCAGAGCACCUGCGAUUGGGUGCCCCCCGCAACAGAGUGCGACGCCAACAAGCCGUGUAAGCAAGGCUGCUGCUCCAAGUUUGGUAAUUGUGGUUAUGGAAAGGAUUGUGAGUCUUAUCAUUAUUGAAAAUGAAUCUCAGGCGACAUCAGCUGAUGUCAAGAUACAAAAAGUCUGCUCUGCGGAAAACUGCGUCAACAACUGUAAAAGCAAAGCAGACUGUGACCCUGGCUCAUAUGGCAAGGAAUAUGUCCUCUUUGACAAAUGUCCUCUGAAUGUCUGCUGCUCUAAACACGGUUUCUGUGGUACUACCGAAGAGUUCUGCGGCAAGAACAAGCCCAAGCGACCCAGUUGCGACAUUGACAAAAGGGGUCUCUCUCGAGUUGUCGGCUAUUACGAGGGCUGGGCCCCUGACAGGCCUUGUCACUCCUUUUACCCAGAACAAAUUCCCAGGGGUGUCUACACGCACCUCAACUUCGCCUUUGCUACAAUCGAUCCAAAUUCCCUGGAGAUUCAACCCGCUUCAAAGUCGGACAUUGAGUUGUACUCACGCCUCAAUACCCUCAAGCUGUCUGACCCUAACCUCCGUACAUUCAUCGCCGUGGGCGGUUGGACGUUCAACGACCCGGGCCCUACGCGGACGACAUUCAGUGAUGUCGCUCGCAGCACGGAAAACAUGGACAAGUUCAUCAACUCAGUCAUCAAGUUCCUUCAGAAGUACGACUUCGACGGCAUUGACCUCGACUGGGAGUACCCCCGUGCUGAUGAUCGAGGUGGCCGCGAAGAGGACUUCAAGAACUUCGUCACGCUAUCCAAACGGUUGAAGUCGGCACUCAAGACCACCUCUCGCCCGGGAUACUCUAUCACGGUGCCAGCAUCCUUCUGGUACCUUCAACACUUUGAUAUUAAGGGUCUAGAGCCUCACGUCGACUUCUUCAACAUCAUGAGCUAUGAUCUCCACGGUACAUGGGAUAUGCCCAACGGGUGGACAGGCCCCUACCUCAACGCUCACACCAAUCUUACUGAGCUGAAGGAUGGAAUGGACCUAUUCUGGCGCAAUGACAUCUCACCAUCCAAGUUGGUCUUUGGUACCGGUUUCUACGGGCGAGCUUUCACCGUGGCCGACCCGGCGUGCAAGACCCCGGGGUGCGAGUACGCGUCUGGAGCUCCCAAGCAGGCUUGCAGCAGAGAGGUCAGCGUCAUCCUCAACAACGAGAUCAUGGACGUGAUGAAGGAGAUGGGCGUCAAGCCUGUUCUCCACCAAGAAGAAGCCGUCAAGUCCUUAACGUGGGGGAACAACUGGGUGGCCUACGACGACGAGGAGACGCUCGCCAUGCGCGCCGAUUUUGUGCGGGAGCAGUGCCUCGGCGGCAUAAUGGUGUGGGCCGUCUCCCACGAUACUCCCGACGGCAAGUUCUCCCUGGCCGUCCAGAAGGCCGCCAACCGUCCCGUGGCUAUUGGCUCGUCGACAGACGGGUACGACGAGAAGACCACGGUCCAUGAUCAGUGUAAGUGGUCUAAUUGCAUGGAAGGGUGUCCCAACGGCUGGCACAGCGUCCGUCGUGGCGACGGCGGUGCCCGCAGUGGCGAGGUCAUGGGCAACAACCAAGGAUGUGAAGGGUACGGCACCCGAUGGCUCUGCUGUCCACCCGGCGCAUCUGGCUGGGACGGCCCCUCGUGCGGCUGGUGGGGGCACAACAACGGGAAAUGUAAUCACAGAGACACCGACAGCGCACCGAUCUUUGAGAUUGGCUCCAAUAGUCAACACUGCAAGAAGAAGAAUUCGUACCAGAUCGCCGGCUGCACGUGGUCGUCUGAGGCGGUCAAGGCGCACGUGGCGUGUCCCUGGUCCUGGGAUUUCCCGAACUGCGACGGCGACGAGGGCAAGUGCCCUAGCGGGAGCACCGAACUAUUCAGCUCGUCGUCGGGCAGUCAGGGGGCCUUUUGCAACGGGGAUUCGAGACGCAAGUAUUGCUGCAGGGACAGUCAGAAAGAGCUCCACUGGGAGAACUGCGAGUGGUCCGAGAACUCGGGCAUCAUACCGAGCAACUUGAAAUCCGGAACAUGUAUCGGCGGAUGCCCAUCGGGCAAAACGGCACUGGCCCUCGACCACAAGGGGGGUUCGUGCAGCAAGGGAGCUCGAGCGCGAUGCUGCGACGUGGGGUACAAGACCCUCGAAAAGAAGUACAAUGACCUGGACGAGGAGUUUGACUACUACCUCAACUAUUUCAUCCAGGAGGGGGCAGAGUGUGUCGCCACCAGCGGCGACAGCGGGUCAAUGUGGAGGGCCCAGGAGUACCUGGAGCAGAAGGUCAAGGAGAUUGUCUACGGCACGGCUGACAAGUCCACGACCGACGUGUGGAAGUCUCGCAUUGGACUCAAGUAUGAUCACCUCGGCAUUGGCGAUAUCCGCGCCUUCGCUCUGUCGAAUUCGGCUGCCUAUCGCCUCGGCUCCGCCAGGUUUCCCAAAAGGCUCAUCUGCGGCCUGACGACUUUCGAUAACCUCAUUGGCGGGCACGACAGCCUCAAGUGCGCGUGCGAUGGCGCGCAUUGCUGCAUCGGCAAGCUAUGCGAGCGGGACUCGAAGAUACGGCGCCACGACAGUGAGGUAGCCGAAGAGGUCGAGCAUUUCACCAGGCAUACCCGUGGAAUGGGGCGUCGACAAGAGAUCACCGACUCUUUCAAUGAAACGGAUCUGGCCGAACUCGAAGAUGACCCUAUCUUCACGACUUUCGCGGGAAAGCGGUCUUUCAAUAUCAACGAGGUCGAUGAAAACGGCUUGCUUAUAGCAUUGACCAUUUGCAAGUACCACGCUUCCCCAUCACCCAUCGCGAUUGAGUGGCUAACACUCGUGACACAGUACUAUAGCAUUGGUAGCGUUCCCAUCAGCAGCGACCUCUGGCAGAGAUCAUUUGGCUACAGCUCACAAGGCUGCUGGGAUUACGAUAUCGAACAACUGACCGGAAUCAACCGGAACAACCGCCCCAACCUCGUGGUGGAACACAUAAUCGAGCUGCAGACCAUCGCACAGUUUGUCAGGUCAACCAUCACGGGCGUGUUGCGCAGCGGCGACCACUUCGAAGACAGGGUGGACGGCCGGACUUGGUCCGACGUUGCCAACAAUGACUACCCAAUGGGCGUUCCCCCGCUCAACGGCCAAAGGCAGGGCUUCCAGCGAUUGUUCUCCAUCCUUGGAACCAGAACGCAUACGGCCCCAUUCGUCCUGGCCCCGUCCGACCUGAACUCCGCCAAGCUGAACAUGUGGCAGAAUAACGAGCCGGUAUCAGAGAGCGAUUUGAACGGAUACCUAGCUACGGGCACCGGGGCGUCCUUCCAGUCUUUCAUAAACAUGGUCCGGAUCCCGGUCGUGGUCCUACAGUAUCUGACAGAUGGGACCGUCCGGACCCAGGCCCGUGCCGUGUACCGCGCCCUGCGGGACGAGAUGAGGGUCCUUUUAGAGCAGACUGUCCAGGCGGGUUACCGCAAUCCCAGUCUCCACCACAUGUUAGACCGCUAG